AUCAAACGAGGAGAUCGCAAUGGAAGCACACUUUCGGAAUACAGUGCGUCGCGACAGUACCGGGCGUUACGUGGUUCGCUUACCGUUUCGCGAGACAAACCAGCGUCUCGGCGAAUCGCGAUAUAUCGCGCUCAAGCGUCUAACUUCGUUAGAACGCAAACUCAACGCGAACGCAAUAUUGAGAAAUGAAUAUACGCAGGUCUUGGAGGAAUAUUUAAGAUUAGGUCAUAUGUCCGUAGUAGAAAUCUCUAACGAUGACGGAUUUUAUAUGCCCCACCACGCCGUAAUUAAAGAAUCAAGCAAUACUACGAAGGUUCGAGUUGUAUUCGACGCGUCCGCGAAGACAAGCAGCGGCGUGGCUCUGAACGAUAUACUGAUGGUGGGACCCACGAUUCAAGAUAAACUUUUUUCACACGUAAUUCGGUUCCGGACGUACAAGGUCGUUAUUACCGCGGAUAUAGAAAAGAUGUACCGUCAGGUAUCGUUGCAUGAAAGCGAUCGACGGUAUCAAAGGAUUCUCUGGCGUAGGGACGGCGAGAUAAUGACGUUUCAAUUAAACACGCUUACGUUCGGCGUGGCGUCCUCUCCGUUUCUAGCAAUUCGCACCAUACAAAAACUCGCGGACGACGAAUGCAAUGCAUGUCCACGAGCGGCGGAAAUUCUCAAGGCGCAUCUUUAUGUAGACGAUUUAUUAACCGGCGCCGGUAGUAUUGAAGAGGCUCGCGCGAUCCGAGAUGAAAUCAUCGAAUUGCUAGCGCGGGGAGGAUUCACGAUCAGACAAUGGGCUUCUAAUGAAAAGGAUGUUAUCAAGGAUCUAGCAGACAGCGAAAUACAUGCGAAUUUUACGGUAGAGAUAGACCGCUCUUUGAAAACGUUAGGCAUAACAUGGAACACGCACACCGAUAAAAUAUGUUACUCAACCCAUCCGACGAAGAUUACAGAAAGACUAACAAAGCGAGCCAUAUUAUCCGAAAUCGCGAAGAUUUUCGAUCCGUUAGGGUUGUUAGCGCCGGUCGUCAUGUGCGCGAAGAAAUUAAUGCAAGACGUGUGGCGGUGCGGGGUACAUUGGGAUGAAUCCGUUCCGCAGAGCUUGUAUACCGAAUGGUCGGAGUUUGCUCGACAAUUACAUUUAAUGAACCAGGUUUCCUUUGAUCGCAGAUUACUAAUAGAUGAUUAUAAGGGCAUUCAAAUUCACGGAUUCUGCGACGCGAGCAAAAUCGGCUACGGUGCAUGUCUAUACAUACGUUCGUACGGGAUGCAGGAAAAUGUCGUCAACAGACUGGUAUGCGCUAAAUCACGGGUCGCACCGUUGAAAACGAUCACCAUACCACGGCUUGAACUGUGCGGCGCACUAUUAUUAGCCCGCUUAUACCGCGAAACGAGCGACGCGCUGGGAAUUACACCGGACAAGGUGAUUUUCUGGUGUGAUUCAACCAUUGUAUUGCACUGGUUGAAAACGUCACCUCAGCGACUCAAAACUUUCGUAGCAAACCGAGUCGCGGAGGUCCAGGAAGUCACCGGCGCGAACGAAUGGCGACACGUUAAAUCAGAAGACAACCCGGCCGACGCGAUCUCAAGAGGCCAAUUGCCUCAUGCGUUUUUACGGAAUCAAACGUGGCUUACGGGCCCUCCGUGGUUAAUCAAAGACGAGGGCGAAUGGCCCAACGAAAACAUACAAAUAAGCGAAAUACCCGAAGUGAAGGCGGACACGUGCCUAACGACAAUAACCGAUAAUUUCGACAUACUCGAUAGAUAUUCUUCUUUCGCUAAAUUACGCAGAGUCGUCGCAUAUUGUCGUCGAUUCCGACCUACUAGCCAACGCGGCGGAACAUUAAAUGCGGAGGAAAUAAACGAAGCGGAAACAUGUAUAUUAAAACUCACACAAGCCGCGCAAUUUUCCGAGGAGAUAAAAAAACUUAAGAGCAAACACGCGAUAAACAAAGGUAGACUCAUUAGUUUAGAUCCGUUCUUGGAUGAAAAUGACUUGAUUCGCGUAGGAGGGCGUCUCCAAAACUCGAAACUAACAUUCUCACAAAAGCACCCGGUAUUACUUCCGAGUCGGCAUCUUAUAACCGAUCAAAUUAUCCGCGAGUCGCACGAAAACCAUUAUCACGCGGGAAUUCAGACUACCCUAUACAUUCUCCGUCAGAGAUUUUGGAUACUCGACGGCAGGAAUCAAGUACGCAAGGUAAUACGCGCCUGCACGCGCUGUUUUCGUUUCGACGCCAAGGCGAUUGAAUAUAAAAUGGGCAAUCUCCCGUCGGCUCGUAUACGCGACGCGAUACCCUUCACCAAUACGGGAAUAGAUUAUUGCGGCCCCUUUUAUAUAAAGGAGAAAAAACACCGUAAUCGAACGCGAAUCAAGGUCUAUGUGUGUAUAUUCGUAUGCAUGGCAAUAAAGGCAACACAUCUAGAGGUGGUGAGCGAUUUAUCGUCUGACGGUUUCCUGGCGGCGUUGCGACGAUUCGCUGCUAGACGUGGAUUGCCGGCCCAUAUCCACACUGACAACGGAACUAACUUUGUGGGCGCAAACAGUCAGUUAAAGGAAGUGUACGCCUUAUUUAAUUCGGAGAAACACAAAAAUCGUGUAGAAAGAUUCGCUAGCGAACAUCGCAUUAAGUGGCACUUCAUACCGCCAAUAGCACCGCACUUCGGCGGGUUAUGGGAAUCCACGGUAAAGUUGUUCAAACAUCACUUCCGUAGAGUGGUGGGCGACUCCUUAUUCACAUUUGAGGAGUUAAAUACGUUUGUAGUUGAGGUCGAAGGUGUCCUAAAUUCCAGACCUAUCACCUCCCUUUCCUCCGAUCCGAACGAUAUGUUGGUGUUAACACCGGCUCAUUACUUAAUUGGAAAGCCGCUAACGACCCUCCCGGAGGGCGAUUUAUCGUCUGUUCCAGCUAAUCGGUUGUCUUGCUGGAAACAUAUCACGAAAGUACGGCAAGACUUCUGGGCUCGAUGGUAUCUUGAAUACCUAAACGAGUGUCAAAAACGUCAAAGGUGGGACAAAGACGGACCGAAACUGAAGGUUGGAACAGUCGCACUCAUAAAAGAUAAGAACCUGCCGUGUUCACAAUGGGCAAUGGGUAAAAUCACCGAGCUACACCCAGGCGAGGACGGCGUAGCGCGGGCGGCCACCAUCCGAACGGCCACCGGAGAACUAAAGAGGACAACUAAGCUGCUGUGCCCAUUGCCAAUCGACUAACAAUGCGUAACCGAAAUGCGUACUAAUAAUGCGUAACCGAAAUGCGUCCUAACAAUGCGUAACCGAAAUGCGUACUAAUAAUGCGUAACCGAAAUGCGUCUCACCGAUGCGUAAACGAAAUGCGUAAUUAUAACACAUUAUAAACACGAAAUUUAUAUGCAACAGUUGAUCGUUCCCCUCUCAACGGGG
Molecule: messenger RNA, 3391 nt
Organism: Vollenhovia emeryi
Lineage: Eukaryota; Metazoa; Arthropoda; Insecta; Hymenoptera; Formicidae
Exons: 1
Coding region: 20-3202 (1060 amino acids)
Biological process (GO): DNA integration
Molecular function (GO): nucleic acid binding
Source: RefSeq, a predicted model, not a curated record